CUUAAUCUGCUCUCUCCUCUCUAGCUCUCUCAUCAUCAGCGAAGAACAACUCUUCGCUCUCUCUGCUCCGCUCUACUCUGAUCUCUCUGCUCGAAAUCACUAACGAUCCCUUCUCUGCAGCCUUAAUUUGAUUUGUCUUUAUCUAAUUUCGUUUAUAUCUUCUAAUCAAUUUCUUAUAAUGGAUGCAGGUUUGAAUCGUUGCCCACUUCAAGAACACUUUCUUCCCAGAAAAAGUUCCAAGGAAAAUCUGGACAGGUUCAUACCGAAUAGAUCAGCCAUGGAUUUCGACUAUGCUCACUUUGCCCUCACUGAAGGGAGAAAAGGUAAGGAUCAGACUGCAGCGGUAAGUUCACCAUCCAAAGAGGCCUACAGGAAGCAAUUGGCUGAGACCAUGAACUUGAAUCACACCCGGAUUCUCGCCUUCAGAAACAAACCUCAAGCUCCUGUAGAACUGCUUCCCAGCAAUCACUCUUCUUCUCUUCACCAACAACCCAAAUCCGUAAAGCCUCGUAGAUACAUACCUCAGACUUCUGAGAGAACCUUGGAUGCACCUGACAUUGUGGAUGACUUCUACCUCAACUUGCUGGACUGGGGCAGUGCUAAUGUUCUAGCCAUAGCUUUGGGCCUCACUGUUUACUUGUGGGAUGCUUCCACUGGUUCUACAUCUGAGCUUGUGACCAUUGAUGAGGAGAAGGGACCUGUCACAAGUAUCAACUGGGCACCCGAUGGUCGUCAUGUUGCAGUUGGACUCAACAACUCUGAAGUCCAGCUUUGGGAUUCUGCAUCUAACCGUCAACUGAGAACAUUGAAGGGUGGUCACCAGUCAAGAGUAGGAUCACUGGCAUGGAACAAUCACAUCCUUACUACUGGAGGAAUGGAUGGACUGAUCAUUAACAAUGAUGUGAGGAUCAGAUCACCCAUUGUUGAAACUUACAGGGGUCACACUCAAGAGGUCUGUGGGCUAAAGUGGUCAGGAUCUGGACAGCAACUAGCAAGUGGAGGCAACGACAAUGUGGUACACAUAUGGGAUCGUUCUGUUGCUUCCUCAAACUCAACCACACAAUGGCUGCACAGACUUGAGGAACAUACAUCUGCUGUGAAAGCUCUUGCGUGGUGCCCUUUCCAAGCGAAUUUGCUUGCAACUGGUGGUGGUGGAGGAGACAGGACGAUAAAGUUCUGGAAUACUCACACUGGGGCUUGCUUGAAUUCAGUAGACACUGGCUCCCAAGUUUGUUCGUUGUUAUGGAGCAAGAAUGAAAGAGAGUUGCUUAGCUCACAUGGGUUUACACAGAAUCAGCUUACACUUUGGAAGUACCCAUCCAUGGUGAAAAUGGCUGAGCUCACUGGUCAUACAUCAAGAGUUCUAUAUAUGGCCCAGAGUCCAGAUGGUUGUACCGUAGCUUCUGCAGCAGGAGACGAGACUCUGAGGUUUUGGAACGUUUUUGGAGUGCCAGAGACCGCCAAAAAAGCUGCUCCAAAAGCAGUUUCCGAGCCAUUUUCUCACGUGAAUCGUAUUCGUUGAAGCUGUGAAGACUCUAUUUUUUAUUACUAAAGGAUUCAUUCUUCGUGAAUAUUGACAAAUAGAGAUUGAGUUUGAAUAUAUUGAAAUUUGAAAA
Messenger RNA from Arabidopsis arenosa, 1616 nucleotides. The record is from the annotation of a GenBank genome assembly. NCBI's taxonomy places the organism in Eukaryota, Viridiplantae, Streptophyta, Magnoliopsida, Brassicales, Brassicaceae.